AUGGAAGGACUCAGAAAUUGGGGUGCGGAGUCUUUCCGUACUACCCUGCUCCUCAGCCUUGGUGUCACUGAUCAUGGGUCGCUCCCGCCGGACCGGCGCGCAUCGAGCACAUUCCUUAGCCCGCCAGAUGAAGGCCAAGAAGCGGCGACCGGACCUGGAUGAGAUUCACCGCGAGCUGCGGCCGCAGAGCCUCUCGCGGGCCAAGCCGGAGCUGGACGCCGAGCCCGACCCGGACCUGCCAGGGGGCGGCCUGCAUCGCUGUCUGGCCUGCGCGAGGUAUUUCAUCGAUUCUGCCAACCUGAAGACCCACUUCCGAUCCAAAGACCACAAGAAGAGGCUGAAGCAGCUGAGCAUCGAACCCUACAGUCAGGAAGAGGCUGAGAGGGCAGCGGGCAUGGGCUCCUAUGUGCCCCCCCAGCGCCUGGGCGUGCCCACAGAGGUGUCCACUGAGAUCCCUGAGAUGGACACAUCCACCUGAGGGGGCCUUUGGAUGCAGGACAGAGAAACUCCAUGGACAGUGAGUGGUUCAGCGGCUAGACUGAGAGUGUGUACUUUGGGGUUUGGGGGAGAUGGUCUCUUCUGGAUAAUUCUACUCGAAAUAAAGGACCUGGAUGAGA
Messenger RNA from Myodes glareolus (Bank vole), 617 nucleotides. The record is from RefSeq and is a predicted model, not a curated record. Lineage: Eukaryota; Metazoa; Chordata; Mammalia; Rodentia; Cricetidae.